Messenger RNA from Brachypodium distachyon (stiff brome), 2115 nucleotides. Its product is annotated as mediator of RNA polymerase II transcription subunit 8. Bases 82 to 1770 code for a protein of 562 amino acids. Gene Ontology annotation, cellular component: mediator complex. Lineage: Eukaryota; Viridiplantae; Streptophyta; Magnoliopsida; Poales; Poaceae. The record is from RefSeq and is a predicted model, not a curated record. The transcript is spliced from 12 exons.
CUCGCUGACGAGAGCUUAACGAACCGAGUUACCUCUCACACACAACCCCAUCAUCAGCACCGCCCAGCUGCGGCCGCCGAGAUGGACGCAGCGGCAGCACAUGCCGCCGGGGCGCCGGCAGGGGAGCAGCAGGCGGCUGCUCCCCGGGCGGAAAGGCUCAACCAGGGGGUGCACCACCAGCUCAACCUGGAAGGCAUGCGGGCGCGCGCGGUGGGGCUCUACAAGGCCAUCUCCCGCAUCAUCGACGACUUCAACAACAUCGCCCGCACCACCCCCGGCGGUUCCCCUAAGUGGCAGGACGUGCUCGGGCAGUUCUCCAUGGUGAGCAUGGAGCUCUUCAACAUCGUGGAGGACAUCAAGAAGGUGAACAAGGGAUUCGUGGUCUACCCCAGAAACGUCAACGCUGAGAACGCUUUAAUACUGCCUGUAAUGCUGUCGUCGAAGCUCUUGCCUGAGAUGGAAAUUGAGGAAACUACAAAGAGGGAACAAUUGUUGUCUGGAAUAACGAAUCUACCUGUGCCUUCACAAAUGGAAAAAUUAAAGGCUAGGAUAGAUAUGAUUGCAAGUGCGUGUGAAACUGCUGAGAGAGUAAUUGCAGAAUGCCGUAAGACUUAUGGUCUAGGAACCCGUCAGGGGGCAAAUCUUGGUCCUACAUUGGACAAGGCACAGGCUGCAAAGAUACAGGAGCAGGAAGGCCUGCUUAGAGCAGCAGUAAAUUAUGGUGAAGGAUUGCGGGUACCGGGAGACCAAAGGCAGCCACAUUCUUCUCUUCCUAGCCAUUUAAUGGAAGUGCUUCCUUCUGGAGACGGGGCUCAUAAUUUUGGUGAUAAUUCUGGUGUCUAUCCCAAAAAUACAUCAACAUUUACACCUAAUGGUGUCAACACCCAGGGAAAUGCAAUGCAGGCAUCUGGAGGACUUGGCAGAUCUGCUCCAUCACCUGGAACUGCAGGAACUCCUAACUUUGAAAAUGUAUCCACUCCACCAAUGCCGUAUGCGAACUCCCCAAGGUCAGGCACCAAUAUGAUGAAUACCCCUUCGCCCCAGCAACAUCUGACACCGCAGCAGCAGAGGCAAAAGCUGAUGCAAGCAUCUCAGCAACAACAGCUGCAUGCUCAACAGCAGCAGCAGCAGCAGCUGAGGCCCUCAGCUGCUUCGUUGCUAGCACAGAACACAGUUUCCCAGUUACAAGAUUUACAAGGGCAGUCGCAACAAAAACUACAGGUCCCUGGCCAACAGCAGAUGCAAUACAGCCAAGCACAAGCCUUGUCGCAGUUUCAGAAUAGGCAGAUGCAGGCUGCACGCAUGCAACCAGGCAUGUCACAGAGCCAGUUGAACCAAGGAAAUCAGCUGAGAAGUCAUCUGGGCCAGUUCACUGGAGCUGCAAACAGCGCAAUGUUCACUGCUGCACAGGCAUCUUCAAACUCGCAAAUGAUGGCAAACAUACCUGGGACAAUGCAAUCACUGCAAUCACAGUCAAUCUUGCCGCAAAUGCAGUUUGGUUUGACUGGCGGGCAUCCUCAGAGGAGUCAUCCGACCCAAAUGAUGAAUGACCAAAUGUUUGGUAUGGGAUCCACAAAUACUAGCAGCAUGAUGGGAAUGCAGCAGCAGCAACAGCAACAACAGCAGCAAGGGGUGUAUGGAAACAUGCAAGGAGGUGGUCAGAACUUGCAACAGCAGGGCAUGGUGGGUCUUCAGAAUCAGCAGAAUCAGUUGCAGAAUCAGAUGCAGAAUCCCAACUUCCCCCAGCAGAGACAGCAAAAUCAACAAUGAUUCAAACUAAUUAACAACAUCUUCCUAUAGCGAGCAACAAAUCCUUCUGUCAAAAGAUACAGGGGCAUUGUCGAGACAGUUUUUUCUGCUGGAUAAUCUUUGCUCCUGAGGACAGAUCACUGCGUUUCCUCAUGUACUGUUUACAGCACGAGCUGCUACGGAUGAUUCUCCAUUUAGCUUUGCUUGCCUCUAUAGCAGCCUGCUCACGCUGGGUGAAGUCUGAAGUUAGGGAGUGUGUUAAACCAUGAUAUUGUUGUAAAUCGAUGUAGAUGUAUCAAUGUUCGUGUCCUGCAUGCAUUCACCGGUCUUAAAUACGUGAAGUCAGAGAUCUCGCUUGCAGUGGCU